CCGGGCAGUGCAGCCGUCGCAGCGUGGCCGAGGAGGGGCUCUUGCCGGGGGCGUCGCGCAGCUGAAGGCGCCGGACCCGAUCCUUGCUCCCUUCGGGGGCUCCGCUCCGCCCCCCAAGCCAGCGCCGGAUUUGCCCUCGUCGCAGCCAAGAGGGGCGGCUCCCUCCUCCGACGGCCAGCCAAGCCCGGUGCGCGCCCAGCCCGCCUCGCCUCGCCUGCAUCAUGGGGAGCCACAGCUCGAAGGCGCCCAAGGGGGACGUGGUCGGCCAGCAGCAUCCUGCCGAAGCGGGCGCCGGCGCCGCCUCGCCCUCCAAAGCUAACGGCCAGGAGAAUGGCCACGUGAAGAUCAAUGGAGAUGUUUCCCCCAAAGCCGACGGAGAGGCUCCCCCUCUCAACGGCAACGGGUCUGCUGAGCCAGUCAAGGAAGAGGCCAAGGCAGAGACCGGCAGCGGGGAUGCCAUUGAGCCUGCGCCGGUGGCCGAAGGAGCAGACGCCAAGGCAGAGGCGGCAGCUCCUGCCGGGGCUUCCAAAGAGACCCCCAAGAAGAAGAAGAAAUUCUCUUUUAAGAAGUCUUUCAAGCUGAGCGGCAUCUCCUUCCGGAAGGCCAAGAAGGACGCUGGUGAUGCUUCAGCCGUGGCCUCUCCCAGCGAGGAGCAAGGGAAGGCAGAGACCAAGGGGGAGGAAAACCCCGCCUGUGCCGUUGCAGAGACGGGGCCGGCUGACACAACCAAAGAAGAAGCCCCUGAGGAGAAGGCUGUGGCCCCAGUUGACGCUGCCCCUGCUGUGGAGGCUCCACAGGAAGCAGAGGCCCCGAGGGAGGAGGGCAGCCCGGGGCAGGUGCCCCCUGAGGAAGAGAAACAGCAACCUGUGGAGGACCCGGAGGAGGAGAGGAAGCCGGAAGAGACCUCGAAAUCAGGGGAGGCCGAGCCCAGUCCUGCAGCAGGGCUUCCUGAGACCAAGGAAGAAUAGAGCCACCCUGUUGUACACCUAACUUAAAAUUUAAAAAAAAAAAAAACUUUUUCGUGCCAUCCUUCUCAUUCCAGUAACCCCAUGGAAUUGCUGCCUUGUUCACAGAUACACCCCACUCCCGCACACACACACACAAACACAUCUCUCCUACGUUCAGCAUAGAACUGACAAGCUUUUUCACACCCAGUUUUUCCUUUUUUCCUCCCUUCCCACUCCUCAUCAAACACUGUAAAGCAAAAAAGAGAAAUGCCACUGGGAUACUUUUGGUACUCUACACAGCCACUAUUGCCGCUCGGAGCCGGCUUCCUUAAAUCUUUCUUAAGACUGUAUGGAGGAAGACUUCCUGGACAUAACUGGAACUUACUCAGUUUAAUGAGAAUCCAGAUGUUAACACCGAGUUCUGGUCUCUUGGAUCUUCUGUUUCUACUAAUCCUCAGAGCAGCUUUUAUUCAAAGUCCAGUAAACCAGCAACUUGACCGUUCUUCUUCAAAAACGGAUAUUCUCUUAAUCUCUCGGUUUACAUUCCUGGUUCUGAAUUCCUUUAAAAGUAUUUUGUGCUUUUUAUAGAAACCAACAGUUUAAAAGCUAAUCUGGUUAGUUUUUUAUAAUGUCUUGCUAUUGGCUUAAAACCAUAAAACGUGUAAGUCCACUGUGUUUAAUUUCUCUUCAGAGGGAGAAUUUCUUUGGGGAUUGAGGGGGACUUGAAGGGGCAAUGGGAGAAGGGGUGGGAGAGUGCCGGCUAUACGAUGUGGUUUUUGUUUUCUUGUCUUUGUAAAUAAUUUUUUAAUGACCCGACUUCUGAUCUGCAUUUUUCUAACUCCUAAAUAAAAGUUGUAUGGGUCUUAUUGUAACAUUUGAAAGGAAUAAAUGGUGACCCCCCUGCC
Eublepharis macularius is the source of this 1852-nucleotide messenger RNA. It is a transcript of the gene MARCKSL1, whose product is annotated as MARCKS like 1. Gene Ontology annotation, cellular component: cytoplasm; plasma membrane. Gene Ontology annotation, molecular function: actin filament binding; calmodulin binding. Bases 222 to 968 code for a protein of 248 amino acids. Gene Ontology annotation, biological process: central nervous system development; actin filament organization. NCBI's taxonomy places the organism in Eukaryota, Metazoa, Chordata, Lepidosauria, Squamata, Eublepharidae. The record is from RefSeq and is a predicted model, not a curated record. The transcript is spliced from 2 exons.